AUGCCUCGUCCACCCAUUCACUUCUUCUCCCAUGGCUCAACGAUGAUGCUCGGCGAGGAGUCCGCCUCAGCGACCUACUGGAAACAAUGCGGCGACGAAGCGCUCGCUCACAACAUCAAAGGCAUUGUGAUGAUGGGCGCGCACUGGGACGCCCGGGGCACAAAUCGCAUCGACGUCGCGAUGAAAGCCGACCCCGCAAAGUCACCCGUUGCUUACGUCCACCCCUCAAAAUAUGUCGACUACAAGCUGAACCCCGACCUCAAGACCGGCAAGCGCGUAAUUGACAUGCUGAACGACGCUGGUCUUGAUGCACGGGCUAAUGAAACAUUCGACUGGAUUCAUGAUACAUACUUGAUUCUGGUCAGGAUGUUCCUUGGGGGAUGUCCACCGACUACGAUCGUGAGCAUGAACGCCAGGUUCGAUCCGCACUUGCACGCAAGAGUAGGCAGUGUCGUCGCUAAGCUGAGAGAGGAAAACUACCUCAUUAUCGGAACAGGAGGUGCGGUGCACAACCUCUACCGGAAUCACUGGUGGCAGAUGCUACGGUAUUCGGAUAACUUUGCGAUGCCGGUCCCGCCAGAGGCAGCUAUGUUGGAGUUCAGACAAAGUAUUGAGGACGUCUUCUUGAGGAACUGUAGAGCCGGCAUGAAGCGAGGUGCUCUGGUGAAUGCCGUCACGCGAUUGAUGAAGCAUCCUCAGUACAGAGAUGCGCAUGGGACAGACGAUCACUUUAUGGCUGCUUGUUUUAUAGCUGGUGUUGUAGAUGCUAGCGAAGGUGUCGCUGAUGAUGGGUGUGUUCUCGGGGCUGAAGACUGGGAGUUGGUCAAUAUGUGUAACAGUCAAUUCACUGUAGGGAAGUGGGUGUCGCAGACUGCUUGA
Molecule: messenger RNA, 879 nt
Organism: Didymosphaeria variabile
Lineage: Eukaryota; Fungi; Ascomycota; Dothideomycetes; Pleosporales; Didymosphaeriaceae
Exons: 1
Coding region: 1-879 (292 amino acids)
Molecular function (GO): ferrous iron binding; oxidoreductase activity, acting on single donors with incorporation of molecular oxygen; zinc ion binding
Source: RefSeq, a predicted model, not a curated record